UGUUCAGUCUCAGUCUAUUGUUCAAGUCUUGGAGCAGAUGGAUUGCCUGUGGCAGGGCUGCACUUUGCGCUUUCAAAGCGCGCAGGAGUUGAACAGCCACCUGAAAGUUGUUCAUGUCGUCGAGGCGCAGCGCUUGGGCAAACUCGAACCGUCUCAAGGGUAUUCGUGCACUUGGAUGGGAUGCGACCCAAAGCCAAGAGUACGCAAAAAUUUUGAACGCCACGUCCUGCAGCACUCUGGACUUCGUUCGUUUGUCUGUCCGUUCUGCUACACGAGUUUCAAGCUAGUCCACGACAUCAGGAUACACUUUUCAACGUGUGUUUCCAACCCAACAACAUGGUCGGCGUCUCAAGUUACGCAGUUUGUACGGCUGCAUGGCGCAAAAUCCCCUCCAACGGGUGUCACGGGACAAGACUUUGCUGAAGCCUACAGCACAAGCUGGUUCAAAUGGCGCCUAAGCGACACAAACAGGGAACGGCUGUACGCAAUUCUGACGGGAAACUCUUUCGAUCAGCUCUCUUCCGACUCGUCUAGUUCCAGUUCAUCGUCUCCCCUCGAUACAUCAGUCGAUGCGGACACACAAAGAUUCGCGCAGGCGGUGCGCUCCAACGCCGAUUUCCCGGUUGGUCUUGCUUUAGAUCCGGAAGCCCCUUUUCCGCCCGAUUUUGAGUUCAACCUUAAUGCUUUUUUGAAUCCAUCACUGUUGGAUCAAAACUACGCCCAAGUCAGUCACGACCGUUCUCCACUCCAGCGAUCGGUGGAGAUGCCGUCAGAGUUCGGUUACGGCUCACCUUCAGUGUCGUCAUUCCAUGCUACUACAGCUGAUCAACAAGAGAUGCCAGCAGACUUGGGUGCUUCACUCCGGAGCGAAAUCGAGACGGAUUCAGAGUGGAAACUGGUUGCUCAAAGCGCCGAUUGUCAAAGUGCCUUCCCAGACUCCGAGAUGCUUGAAGCUCAAGCUAAUACAACGUGGAUUUCAGGCCGGGAACCACAAUCAGGCGACCUUUAUGCGGCCGGACGUUCAACAGAAACGAUGCCAGUCAGGUUUGUCAUCAAUUCUCGCUCGUUGCCGAGCCAAUCUCGCUCAGCUGAUGGCAGUGCUGCUCCACCAGCACCAGCUUCACCCGGUGUCAAGGCAAAGAAGCAGUCGAGUCUACCGAGGCCCGAAGCUCUGGGUGCACGCGCCCCCGAAGCUCGCGCAGCGCGCGGCAAGCCUCUCGUCACGGGUGGUUCUGCGGCGCGUGCGAUGGCCAUGGCGACAGUUGCCCAAGCUCCGGUUGCUCCAAGCCGAUCAAACUCUGCCUCCUCGCCCGUGCCAGCUCCCACUGCUCAGGUUGUUCCCUCAGUUGCAAGACGAUCAAACUCUGCCUUCUCGCCAGCGCCAGCAGCUCCGGCCGUUUCCUUCGCUGCAAGCCGAUCCAACGCUGCCUUCUCGCCAGCGCCAGCUCCUGCUCGGGCUGUUUCCUCCUCUUCUUCCGACGGAUCGUAUGCUGCAAUCAGAACCGCCACCUUGUCGAUGGCGCAGUAUGAUUGCCCGAUUUGCAGCAAGCAGUUCACUGGCGUGUCACUCGAAGAGUUCAACGAGCAUGUGGACGUUUGCCUCACCUCUCCCUCUGAGAGUUCUGGAUCUGGUUUCAUCGCUAGUGCCCUUGGUGUCAUUGGUGGUGUCCGUGCUGCUUUGCAAGCUUCUUUAUCUGACAUGAUGCAACCAAUUCCUAAAGCGCAAGGUGGCGGUGAUACCUCUGUUCCUGUUCGAAUGCAAGGUGGCGGUGCUCGCUUUGAUAGGCCCGAUGUGAUUGCGACGUUUGAAUGUGCUCAAGGAACGCAGCUAGCUGAUGAAAUGCACGCCAUGUCUCUGAACAAUUCUGCCUGGGAAUCCAACGAUGAUGACGACGACGAUGACGAGGACGACGAUGACGAGGACGACGACGAGGACGACAAGCCACUUACCUUGAUGGAGCGCAUCGCAUACGCUCGCCUGAGGAUGACAAAGCCCAACCCGCCCGAGUUUUACGUUCGGCUGUUUGCCAAGCUGCAGGCUGCCGGUUCUCGUGACGCCCGACCCUCUGCUCGCUGACGAGCAAGCCCGUUUUUUUUAACCCCUAGCCUCGAUCAAUGCGUGUUGUUGUUUUCUUUUCUGAAGAUGAUGAGCUCUGUGCGGCGACACGCACCGAGUUUUCAAUAUUGUGUACAGAACAUUGCCUGAAUCAAUGAAAUUGUCAAACUGGAUGGUUGUUUCUUGUUUGCUGUUUAUUUUCGACCAACAAGGUUCAGUCUGAG
Molecule: messenger RNA, 2280 nt
Organism: Capsaspora owczarzaki ATCC 30864
Lineage: Eukaryota; Filasterea; Ministeriida; Capsasporidae
Exons: 2
Coding region: 38-2077 (679 amino acids)
Biological process (GO): DNA repair
Molecular function (GO): DNA binding
Source: RefSeq, a predicted model, not a curated record